AUGCUCGAGCGACUGUUACGGAGGCUUAGCAUAAUCAGUGGGCGCAAUUCAAGUGUUGGCGCUCAGAGUUUUCCUCUUACACUGGACACUGGAUCGUCAGACUUGUGGGUCAUAUCCAACGAAUGUGAUUCUGCAGACUGUGCCAACGUUGCAAGAUAUUCUCGAGCGUUCUCAUCGAAUCUUUCAAUAUCUCAAACACCUUUCCACAUCGAUUACAUCUCUGGUUCUGUAUCUGGCUUGGUAGCCUCGGAAACUGUCUCACUGGGACCGUAUCGCCUGCUUUCACAAGUCUUUGGUCUUGCAAACAGCACCGAUAAUAUCAACUUUUCGAGCGAAGGCAAUUCCGGUAUCUUGGGUCUGGCAUUUCCAUCUGAGGCGUCUAUGUCAGGAAUGACUGUGUUGCAAAGCAUAUUCGGUGGUCUGGCCGACCCGUAUUUCACAAUCACCCUUGGUUCAAAACUCAACGUCAACUCUCCUUCGUCGUUCACUCUCGGGCAAUUAGACAGAUCUUACGCCACCGACUUCUCUGCCUUUUUCUCUAUCCCAGUAUCAAAAGCAGGCGCAAACGAUUACACAUAUUGGAAAAUUCCACUUCUCUAUUUAACGAUCAAUUCUACAAGAUUAUCGCUGUCACCUUCCUCUAUACAAGGCAUUCAAGGAUCCCAAAUUGCUGUUCUCGAUACUGGCACGACUUUAGCUUUGGGCCCGACUCGUGAUGUUCAAGCAUUCUGGUCAAGUGUAGGCUCUGCAGCGAGGAACGAUCCCAUCACUGGAACAUGGCAAGUCAGAUGCGAGAAGGCUUUGAUAGUUGGUUUUGUAUUUGGACAAGGUAGUUCUUACAAAGAGUUUCUCUUGGAUCCGGCGGACAUCAGCUGGGAAGAAGAACAAUCAAAUAACGGCUGGUGCUUAGGUGGGGUUCAAGCCAACGAUGAAGUCGACUCAGGCGACUGGCUACUUGGGGAUGUAUUUCUUCGUAAUGUUUACUCGCUCUAUCAUGCUGCUAACUCCUCGAGCGGACCUUGGAUUGGUCUCAUCAGUACUACCAACAGGGAAAAUGCGUUGACAGCGUUCCGACAGAAUCGUGGACCAGAUUCAAACAGUUUGUCUUCGCCAGUCAUACAGAUUUCAAGCGUUGUCGCUUCAGGAAUUCGAUACAAGCUCUUGUACGGGAUCUCCACGUUAUGUGGAUUCAUUGGUGGUGCAGUGCUUGUGACUCUUUUUCGAGCUCGUCAUAGAUUAUCAGCUGCGUUUGGUAAACGAAAACAGAAAUGA
Messenger RNA from Lentinula edodes (shiitake mushroom), 1272 nucleotides. RefSeq names its product aspartic peptidase domain-containing protein. The record is from RefSeq and is a predicted model, not a curated record. Lineage: Eukaryota; Fungi; Basidiomycota; Agaricomycetes; Agaricales; Omphalotaceae. The transcript has 5 exons. Gene Ontology annotation, biological process: proteolysis. Gene Ontology annotation, molecular function: aspartic-type endopeptidase activity. The coding region runs from base 1 to 1272 and encodes 423 amino acids.